Epinephelus lanceolatus (giant grouper) is the source of this 3196-nucleotide messenger RNA. Lineage: Eukaryota; Metazoa; Chordata; Actinopteri; Perciformes; Serranidae. The record is from RefSeq and is a predicted model, not a curated record.
CAAAACUGGUCACUGACUCAUUCUCUGAAGGACAAUUAAUGCCACUUUGCCAUCGAUUGUCAGCAAGGUGGAGUAAACACAUUGGCAACAUUCAGUAGCUGAAGACGGACCAAAUGAUGUCUCAAGGAUCAGUUGGUAGACAAAGCCUGCAUCACAUGGUGCUGAUAGCUGCAUUGAUUGCAUUUGCCAGAGACCUGACCAGCGGUGGAGGAGCACAGGCAUGGACCUACAGCUACAGCACCAGUCAAAACCGUAGAUGGCUUGAAGCCCGCCAGUGGUGCCAGCAGCACUUCAUAGACAUGGUGCCCAUCCGUAACAAGGAAGAAAAUGACUUUAUCAACAAUCUGGUGCCAUUUCACUCAAAAUACUACUGGAUAGGCAUAGGCAAGAAGGAUGGAGAGUGGAUCUGGAAAGAAAAUGAUGAAAAGGUGCCCAAAGAAGUUGAGAACUGGGCACCAGAGGAGCCAGAUGACAUAGCAGAGCAGGACUGCGUGGAGAUUUACAUUAAGAGGCAGCAAGACAUGGCCAAGUGGAACAAUGAGAACUGUCUCAAGAGGAAAGGAACUAUCUGCUACAGUGCCUCCUGUACACAGGAUUCCUGCAGUGCCAAUGCAGACUGUGUGGAGACUAUAGGGAACUAUACCUGCCUGUGCCAUCCUGGUUUCCUGGGAUCACGCUGUGAAGAGGCAAUCUCAUGCGAACCCUUGCUGGAUCCAGAACAAGGUUCUCACUACUGUUUCCAUCCCCACGGGUCCAGUCGGUUCAACUCUUCCUGCCGUUUCCACUGUGAACUUGGCUUUCAGUUGGUCGGCAUGCCACAACUGUUAUGCCAAGCCAGUGGACGUUGGAACCACCCUGUCCCUCUGUGUCAAGUCGAACAGUGUCCAGCUCUGAACCACACCAGCAUCAGCGCAGGUAGUUUGACCUGCAACCACCCCAUUGCACCUUACAGCUACAACUCCACCUGCGAGGUCAGGUGUGAUGAAGGCUAUGAGCACAGUGGAGCGGACCAGAUACAUUGUGACCACACCGGCAAGUGGACAGCCAGUGUCCCAACAUGUACAAUAAAAAAGUGCUCCCCCAUUUUCUUCCCUGUCACGGGCAAUGUGACAUGUGUGGACGCUGUGGAGCCUUUCUCCUUUGGCUCACGGUGUAACUUCACCUGCCAGGAAGGCCGCUACCUGACCGGAGACAACACAUUCACCUGUCUGGCCUCGGGACAAUGGAGCAACCCUACACCUACAUGCACAGUGGUACAGUGCAACAGUUUAACGGCUCCACCCCAUGCCUCCAUGCAAUGUCAGGACCCUCUGGGGGCAUACAGCUUUGGGUCAACAUGUACGCUGCAAUGUGAAGAGGGAUUUGAUCUGAUUGGCACAACCAUUACAAAAUGUUCUGCACAGGGCAACUGGAGUCAUGCACUUCCUCUUUGCCAGGCUAAGAAAUGUAAUCCAAUAAAUCCACCUCAUGGCUCCCUGUCCUGUUCUGACCCAAAUGGUCUAUUCAGUUUUGGUUCUCUGUGCACGACAACAUGCGACGAAGGCUUUCUACUGAAUGGGACAGCCAGCACUGAGUGCACCUCCCUGGGCAGGUGGAGUGUAGACAUACCACAUUGCUUGGCCAUGAGGUGUCCCACUCUGAGCCCUCCCUCCCAUGGCUCUUUGGUCUGCUCUGAUCCCCACGAAGAGUUCAGCUUUGGUUCUCACUGCACGUCAACCUGUGAGGAGGGUUUCCUCCUGAAUGGGACGGCUGACACAGAGUGUACUUCUCUUGGCACAUGGAGCAUGGACAUCCCACGUUGUUUGGCCAAAAGAUGUCCCACUCUGAGCUCUCCCUCUCAUGGCUCCUUUAUCUGCUCUGAUCCUUACAAGGUGUUCAGUUUUGGUUCACUGUGCACAUCAACAUGUAAGGAGGGCUUUGUACUGGAUGGGACAGCUAAUACUGAGUGCACCUCUCUGGGCAUAUGGAGCACAGACAUCCCACGUUGUCUGGCUAAGAAAUGUCCCGCUCUCAGUUGUCCCUCCCAUGGCUCCUUAGUCUGCUCUGAUCCUCAUCAAGAGUUCAGUUUUGGUUCUCGAUGCACAUCCACCUGUGAGGAGGGUUUCCUCCUGAAUGGGACGGCUGACACUGAGUGCACCUCUCUUGGCACAUGGAGCAAAGACAUCCCACGUUGCUUGGCUAAGAGAUGCCCCACUCUGAACUCCACCUCUCAUGGCUCCUUAGUCUGCUCCGCUCCUCAUGGGGAGUUCAGUUUUGGUUCUCAGUGCUCGGCUACCUGUGAGGAGGGUUUUCUACUGAAUGGGACGGCUGACACUGAGUGCACCUCUUUGGGCAUAUGGAGCAGAAAAAUGCCCCACUGUCUCGCUCAGCCAUGCCCCCUGCUGGCCAAGACUCCACAACAUGGUAGGAUGAACUGCAGCCACCCAUACUCCUCUUUUAGCUUCGGCUCCCACUGUGACUUUGACUGCAAUGAGGGCUUCUGGCUUAGAGGAACACCAACUAUGACAUGCAACACCUCAGGCCACUGGAGUCAAGAUCUGCCCACCUGCCAGCCGGUGGAGUGUGAGGCCAUUAGUGCCUUGUCUUCAUCCCUGUCUAUGAACUGCUCCCAUCCUCUGGGGAAUUUCAGCUUUGGCUCCCAGUGUCUUUUCACUUGUGGAGGAGGAUCCUCCCUGAAUGGCACAGAGGUGCUGUCUUGCUCCUCCACUGGGUUUUGGAACGACAGCCUGCCUAUCUGCAUAGGAGAUAUGCCAGAGGGGACUGCCAUGCUGCUGUCGACGAGUGCAGGAGCAACCUACAUUCUCUUGCCACUUGUCCUGAUUGGACUGGCUUUGUUCGCUUUAAUGCGAUUAAAGAAAAAAAAAAAGAAUGUCAUGUAUGUGCCAGCAUGGGGGGAGCAUGAGAAUCCAGCAUUUGAAUCUGAGGCCUGAGUUUUGCAGCAAAUCAUUUCAUAUACUGAAGCCCAAUGCUUGCUGUAAUUAUACAAAGCUUGGUAGUAAUUGGUGCCAGAAGAUUACAGUGGAAUAAGAGCUUUAUGUUAAGAGUGAUUUCAGUUUCCUCAGACAAUCUUUAAAAUGUAGAUAAUAAUGCAUAUUUUGUAUGCAAACCUUGAAUUAUUUUGUUAAAAACACAAAGUUGGAUCCAGCUUGUGCUUGCUCUUGUAUAUUGCUUGAUUGUCAAUAAACUAUCAAUGGUU